UUAGUAAUGGGUGAUAUCGGACGAGGGAGAGGCUUAUAAUCAAUCUCAAACUCGUUUCACUACUCCAUCGGUAGCUUAAUAAGAUCUACUAUUAUCGCACUCUCGUCGAUUCAUCAUGGGUGUCCUCGAUAUCGUUCCCGCUGGUGUCCUAACUGGAGAUAAUGUUCGCAAGUUGUUCGACUACGCAAAGGAGAACAAGGUACAUUUCUCUCGAUUCACUCAAAAGGGCCUUAGUCAUUCACGAAAUGCUCAUAUCCAGCUCCGCAGAGACAUCAAGGCUCCAAUCAUCCUCCAGGUCUCUCAGGGUGGAAGUGCCUACUUCGCCGGGAAAGGUCUUUCAAAUGACAACCAGCAAGCUUCCAUUCUGGGAGCUAUCGCUGCUGCCCACAUUCGCACAGUCGCGAAGGCCUACGGCGUGCCUGUCGUUCUUCACAGCGACCACUGUGCCCACAAGCUCCUUCAAUGGUUUGAUGGCAUGCUUGCUGCCGAUGAGGCUUAUUUCAAGGAGCACCAAGAGCCCCUUUUCUCUUCACACAUGCUUGACCUGUCCGAGGAGCCAAAAGAAGAGAACAUCGCAACUUGCGUCAAGUACUUCAAGCGCAUGGCACCUAUUGGUAUUUGGCUAGAGAUGGAAAUUGGUAUCACCGGAGGUGAAGAGGACGGUGUUGACAACACUGGUGUCGACAACGCAUCCCUCUACACGCAACCCGAGGACAUCUACGAUGUUCACGCUGCUUUGAGUUCUAUUAGCCCCAACUUCAGCAUUGCUGCUGCGUUCGGUAACGUGCACGGCGUCUACAAACCUGGAAACCACCAAGCUUACAGCAGCCAAAAACUCGGUGGCAAGUCCGAGAAACCUCUCUACCUCGUGUUCCACGGUGGUUCCGGGUCAACCAAGGAGGAGAUCAAGACUGCAGUCGACCAUGGUGUCGUCAAAAUGAACGUUGAUACUGAUACCCAGUUUGCUUAUCUCGCUGGUAUCAGGGACUUUGUUUUCAAGAAAAAAGAUUACCUGCUCACUCAAGUUGGUAACCCCGAGGGCGCAGACAAACCUAACAAGAAGUUCUAUGACCCCCGUGUCUGGGAGGCUUGCAGUGACCUCGGCAACGUUAGUGAGUGUCAAAUUGAGCUUGAUCGUUGAUCGGUCAUUGACGUGAACAUCGCCGUAGACCGCUUGUAAAGAAAGAGCCUGUGAAUGCAUGUAUAACUUCGAAACAGAGUUUCAAGAUGUGUACUUCUGUGAAUGCUCGGAUAAUUAUGACGCCCGAAAGCAGCCUUGUUCUAUUAAUUUAAAUCAUAAACAUGUUGGAUGUUCUGCAGAACUGAAAGGAGACCGUCGUGACUCGUGAACGUAUGAAGAGCUCCAGGUCCUAUCUU
Suillus plorans is the source of this 1377-nucleotide messenger RNA. RefSeq lists its product as uncharacterized. NCBI's taxonomy places the organism in Eukaryota, Fungi, Basidiomycota, Agaricomycetes, Boletales, Suillaceae. Bases 116 to 1141 code for a protein of 341 amino acids. Gene Ontology annotation, biological process: glycolytic process; gluconeogenesis. The transcript has 10 exons. The record is from RefSeq and is a predicted model, not a curated record. Gene Ontology annotation, cellular component: cytosol. Gene Ontology annotation, molecular function: zinc ion binding; fructose-bisphosphate aldolase activity.